AUGUGUACAGGUCUCUGCCGACGGCGCCGCUGGCCAGAACCUCUCUACGAAUCAUACAGCGGCGCUACCGGGUAUACGUGCAUUGUCCGAGUCAACAACCGCGAGUACCAGACGGACGCCGUCUAUGAAUCGGACACCCUGGCUCGGGAAAAUGCAGCGAUGCGGGCCUACCUGAUUUGCCGCAACUUCUCCGUCAACGACGGCAUGUACCCUGCCGGGCACGACCACGGCGGUGUCAUCCAGGGCAUUCCGGUCGCCAUUGGCACCGGACGCAAAGUCCGGUACGGGGUGGACGACACGGACACUUCGACUAGUGGCGAGAGCCGAAGUAGUGGCGGCAGCAGCAGCCCGGAGAGCUAUGGAGGGGACCGGAUCGAUUGCGACCGGCAAUCAGCGAUGGGUCCGCCUCGAGCGUUGGCGUUUAGUCGGUAG
Aspergillus aculeatus ATCC 16872 is the source of this 432-nucleotide messenger RNA. RefSeq lists its product as uncharacterized. The record is from RefSeq and is a predicted model, not a curated record. The coding region runs from base 1 to 432 and encodes 143 amino acids. NCBI's taxonomy places the organism in Eukaryota, Fungi, Ascomycota, Eurotiomycetes, Eurotiales, Aspergillaceae. The transcript has a single exon.